AUGGUCAAAAUUAUACGUAAAAUGAUACAAGAAGCAAAUUUACGCCAAGUAAUGCGUUCAAAAAUUGGAAAAAGGGUUAAUCUUCGAAAAUUCGUUCAUCAGUCUUUUGCAAAGCAUGAUACCAACACAGCUUUCUUAUAUCAAAGACCUGAGCAAAUUAAUUCUACAAAUAAUGAUUUGAUCCUGAAAAUUAAUACUAAUAUGUUAAAAUUUCCACAAUACAGGAAAAAUACCAUUAUAACUGUUGAUAAUAUACAGAAUGUUACUCAAGAUGAUAGUUCAUCCAUAAAUGAAAAUAUUUUUAACGAAAACGAACAAGAGAAUCAUUCUGAUGACCAUGAAAAUAGUAAUAAUAUUAGUGAUGAUGAUCAAAAAACUUACUUUCGUGAAUCGGAUGGAUGUUAUGAUAGUGAUGAUCAAGAAUCUUAUUUUUAUGAGUCGGAUAAUGAUGAUCAAGAAACUUAUUUUCAAGG
Molecule: messenger RNA, 473 nt
Organism: Funneliformis caledonium
Lineage: Eukaryota; Fungi; Glomeromycota; Glomeromycetes; Glomerales; Glomeraceae
Source: the annotation of a GenBank genome assembly